AUGACCAUGCUGGCUCCUCAUCUCGGCAAGGGACACACUUUGUACGUGGACAAUUGGUACAGCAGUCCCACACUCUUCCAGCAUCUGAUCUCCAACAGCACAGGUGCCUGUUGCACAGUCAGGUCGAACAGGAAGAGGAUGGCAGCAUUUGGAUGCAGGAAGAUGCAGAGAGGGGAGGUGGAGUUCCAGGAGAACGGUCAACAGCUGGCAGUGAAAGAUGUGUACACGCCUCACACAUUGCACGGGCACACACUCUGCAGCCUAGUCUUUGGUCAGGUAAGAGUUAGACACACCCACACUGUUGAAAAGGGAUUUAGACAGUGUGUUGAAGACCGUGCAGGUUUGAGGUCAAAGAAAAGACAAAGACACUAUCUACCCCAGGACACUGCCCACUCAGUAGCCUAUCAGAUAGUGUAUGUGGCCCGUAAUGUCAAGGACAAUGCAGUGUCUUAUUUCCACUUUGCCUGCAUGAACCAGGCCGAGCCAGAGCCAGGAGACUGGAACAACUUCUUACAGAGAUUCAUGGAUGGAAAGAUGGUGUUUGGUUCAUGGUACGACCAUGUGACUGGCUGGUGGGAGAAGAAACAGACUCACUCCAAAAUCCUCUACCUCUUCUAUGAGGACAUGGUUGAGGAUACGGGGAGAGAGCUGGACAGGCUGUGCUCCUUCCUGGGUUUGUCUCCUUCAGCAGAGGAGAAGGAGAGGGUGAGAGGAGGAGUGAAGUUUGACAACAUGAAAAAGAACAGCAUGGCCAACUGUUCUACCGACCCAGUCAUGGACUUUAAGAUAUCUCCCUUUAUGCGCAAAGGAAAGGUUGGUGACUGGAAGAACCAUUUCACUGUGGCCCAGAGUGAACAGUUUGAUGAAGACUACAGGAAGAAGAUGAAGAACACCACCGUACAGUUCCGCACUGUAGUCUAG
Molecule: messenger RNA, 921 nt
Organism: Oncorhynchus mykiss (rainbow trout)
Lineage: Eukaryota; Metazoa; Chordata; Actinopteri; Salmoniformes; Salmonidae
Product: cytosolic sulfotransferase 2
Molecular function (GO): sulfotransferase activity
Source: RefSeq, a predicted model, not a curated record